AUGGAAGUUGACUUGAAGAAUAGAAAUUCCAUAAUGAUUACGAUGGAAAACGGAUAUACCGAGAUUUCUGAGUUUUUGCUGCCAUUUAUAACUGAUUUCAAGCAAAAAGACGACAAAGGUAUUCCUCUUAUAUUUUAUGCCGUAAGGAAAGGCCAGCAUAAUGUCCUUAAGCAUAUUAUAGAGAAUACAAAAGAUUUUGAUAUCGAUAUCCAAAUCGAUGGCGUUUCUCUUUUAUUUGAAGCCGUUAAAUGCAUGAAUCCAGAUGCUGUUCAAAUAAUUCUGCAGUACAAUCCAUUGGUCGAACAUCCAAAUGAGUUCGGAAAAACUCCAUUGAUGGAAGCAUGCACAACUGAUGACGAUUUAAGUGCUGGACUGCUUAUUGAUGCUGGAGCGAACAUAAAUGCUCGAGAGAAUAAAGGAAAUACUCCGUUACACCAUAGUUGCAUUUCCAAGGGAAACAAAACCGGAAAGCUUUUGCUUGAAAGGGGUGCUGACAUGGAGAUAAUCAAUUCUGAUGGAAUUCCUCCUUUGAUUGCUGCAACAAUGAAGAAGAACGCAGAGAUGGUAAGAAAUCUACUUUUAUUUAACUCAAAUGUCAACGUAAUGGAUGCGUUCGGAAAUUCUGCCCUCAUUCAUGCUGCUCAAAUGAACUGCCCUGAAAUUGUUGAAGUUUUGAUCUCGUUUCAUGCUGAUACAACGAUUAUUAAUAGAAACGGAAAUGAUGCAUUGGCAGCCGCGAGAAAGUCAGGAUCUCCUCAAAUAAUGAAGCUACUUUCUGAAAACAGAAACAAAUAA
Molecule: messenger RNA, 795 nt
Organism: Trichomonas vaginalis G3
Lineage: Eukaryota; Parabasalia; Trichomonadida; Trichomonadidae
Product: protein ubiquitination
Exons: 1
Coding region: 1-795 (264 amino acids)
Molecular function (GO): protein binding
Source: RefSeq, a predicted model, not a curated record